AAAACCAUCAGGCAAGCUCCCUUUUAGUCUGCGCUUUUAGUCAGUCGACAAGCCGCAGCUUUAUGUAGUUGUCGUGCCGCGCACGAAUCUAGAACUUCGCGAAAAUUCCCGACAAAUUUCCUGCUGAUUCAGAUUCCAGCCUGUUGAGCGUUGGAAUCGCCGUGUGUGUGAUUUCAUCCACUCUUUCCCAAUCAAUUCUCGCGUGCACCGAGAUAUGAAGAACAGGCAGAAUGCGGAGAUCGACCUUUUGCAAGGGCUACAGCCCUUUUCGUAUGAUGAUUCCGGCAACAGCUGUGGCUCAUCCGUAGUGUCCGAUUUCACCGGAAACGAAGACGAGUGUGUUCUUCAGGUGUCCGACUUGGAGUCCGAGACUAAUGAAGAAAGAUCGGACGUCCUGCAGUGCGAUAUAGGCCAGGAUACGGACGACGAAGAUGUGGGAUUGGGUGUGUCGCACGGAUACACCAGUUGCACUCAAGUCAAGGAGAACAGCUUCAAUGAAGACAUGCAAGCCAGAUUGGCCGUGUUAUCAUAUGAGCAGAUUUGCAGACUGAAUGAUGUCAUGGGAGAAACAGUGAGCAUCGUAGGCAGAGGCAACUUUCCAACACUGGAAAUCCGACUAAGAGAUCUGGUGGAAAUCGUGCGCGCCAAACUGGAAGGCGAUCCGAGUGCUGGAGGUGCUGGCAUGCAAGUGCGCGAUAUUCGCCUAAAUGGAGGAGCAGCCUCUCAUGUUCUGGCAGCUGGCCAAGACCAGCCGUACAAUGACGUGGAUCUCAUAUUUGGAGUGGAGCUGAGCUCACCUAGAAACUUCGACAAAGUCAAAGCUGCUGUGCUCAGCUCCCUGUACGAUAUGCUACCGGAUGGAGUAAGUCGGAAGCGAAUAUCCACAUGUAGCCUGAAGGAGGCGUAUGUCAGUAAAAUGGUCAAGGUGAACAACCCCUCAGACUCAGGUGACCGUUGGUCCCUAAUCUCCUUGGGCUGUCAGCGUGGUAGAGGCGUCGAGCUAAAAUUCGUUGAUCGAAUGCGCCGACAAUUCGAGUUCAGCGUGGAUUCGUUCCAAAUUGUCCUGGACUCUUUGCUCCUAUUCUACCGUUGUGCGGCUCCUGCCGAUGACGAAACAGCGCAUGUUUCCCGAGCGCCACCAAUCAGCGAGAACUUCUACCCUACUGUAGUGGGCGAAUCGGUGUUCGGGGACUUUCGCGAGGCGAUACACCAUCUACAGAAGCGCCUAAUUUCCACCAGGCGACCAGAGGAGAUUCGAGGGGGCGGCCUACUGAAAUACUGCACUUUAUUGGUCAAGAACUACCGGCCAGCUCGUCCCGAUUAUAUAAAGUCAUUGGAGAGGUACAUGUGCUCUCGCUUCUUUAUCGAUUUCCCGGACGUAGUUCAACAACGAUCGAAACUCGAAACGUAUUUGUGGAAUCACUUUGGCAGCGGACAUGAAGAGUCCUCAUCCAGACACCGAUUCCUGCUUCUGCUGCACGAUGUCGUGUCACAAAGCACCGUUUGCUUAAUGGGUCACGAGCGUAGACAAACGUUGCAACUCAUCAAGAGCCUAGCUUGGCAGGUUCUCUAUCAGGAUCAGUCGCAGCAGCAACAGCAACAUCAACAACAGCACCUGCUGACUGCGCCCAAUGCAGCACCCGCUCAAGCCCCACCUCUAGUUAUAGCCAAUGGCUACAUUUACGCUCCAAUCACGAUAGCCACGCCUCCUUGCCAGUUCUGCGGAUGUGGCUCUACCUGGAUGACUUGCUGCAGCACGUGACCUGAUCGUGAUCAUUUGGAAUCGUUCGAGUAGUUUUUCGAACGUAUUCAUCAUCAGCGUCCUUUUUGGUUUAGUGUUCGCAGGUCGAAGAAGGGCGAGUAAUGAAUCACAACGUUAUUUUAUUUCAUCAAAAAUUUCGGGCCCAAAUCACCCCCAGGUAUGCUGUUUUGUGAGAGUCCACGAUUUUCAAGAAGCCUUUUCCUUCGAGAAAAUAAUUCGAGUUUAAAGUACAAAAAAAAGAUUCUCCAAGGGAAAUAUAUUUUUGUGUCCAAGUAUGAUCUCAAGCCUCUCAGCAGCAGGGCGUGUUUGUCUUGAGGGAAAACGUGCAUUUUCACUUGCUUUUCUUCGAUAUUAUUUGGACAACAACAUAAAUAUUAUGCCCAAUCUCUCGCGCCAAAAAAUGUAAAACAUUCCUCCUAUAGGGCGACUGAGAGGUUGAAUUCAAUGCGUUGCAGAGCAUUACGGUAGUUUUAGUCAACUCGUUUCAAACACUUAAUCUACUACAUUUUAGCCAUUCCAAUUGCAAUUUUGCAAGGAAAUUAUAUCGGCAGUCGGCGUGCCAUUUAUACCCAAUUUGCUGCAGUUUUUCAUUGAUCCGCUGCUCCUUUUGCAGUAAGGAGCACGGCAUAUUCAUUCAAAAGCUGUCGUAGAAUUGCGACAGGAUUUGCCAUCGGCGCCAUAUAAUUUCCACAAAAAAUCUAAUUAAAAAAAACAAUCAAUUACCUACCUAAAAAACUGUGACAAUGAAUGUUCGCUACCUAAAAUCAAUUGUUACAGCCCUACGCAUUUCAAGAAAAAAAUAAUGCGACCCGACUUUCUAGGUUGUUGUAAGGCUGUGAAACAAAUAUUAUUUUGGUUGUGUAUCGAGAUUAUAAUCUAACUUUGGAGCGAUAGUUCUCACCUUUAAUUAGCUAAGUUUCUUCACUUGCUUGAACGUUUCGGUGCAAGUAACUUUAACUUAAAAAAAUGAUGCGCGAAUCCUUAAGUCGAUGUUGGCUUUCGUUGCACAAGUUUGACUACCCUGAAUCUAAAUAAUCUCACUUCUGGGUUAAAUUUUUUGAACUACAUUGCUACAGGGUGGAUUAUUUUAUAUGUUUCUAUGGAAAAUCUUGGCUGAUUUAUAUUCUUUGUAGGUUAUUGACUCCAUAAAUGCAAAGUUCCCUCCCCAUUCUUCAAGCACUUUGGUGAUUCAAAAUGUAACCGGUUUGUCCCAUAAGCGGAUUUUUAUACAUACAGGGUGGCGCAGAGGAAUUUUUUCACUCAAGUAAAUAGGGCACGUUUUUUAGAAUGCGUUUCAAUUAGAUAAAAUGUUUAAAGAGAGUUUCAGAGAAAAUUCUGUGCUAAGAAUCGCAAUAAUUUGUAGUUGCAUCAGUUAGGCGCAGUAAAAAUUUGCAAAAAAGACAAAAAAAAUAAAAUAUGUACAUUAAAUGACCAGGCACCGUACUAGAAAUAGUGUUUUUCUCAAUUGUAUAACAAAAAUUUCGAUUCAUUCUAAUCAAUUAUCAUGCAAAGUUCAGCACAAUGAACAUCUGAAAAAUUUUCAGACCAACAUUGAAAUUAGAUUUUUUGCCAGUCAUUUACCAAACAAUAAAAUUAGCACACAACAAAAAAAUUAAAAAUUGACAAUUUUGGAGUUUUCUGUGAAAUUGGUCGACCCCAAAUUAAAAAAAAAAAAUAGUUUCUUAGAUUAAUUCCAUAUAGAAUCAUAGAAAUUGACCCACUUUGAACAAUCUGAAUUUAUCGGUCUUAACUUUGUUUUUACUCAUUUGCGUUCUCUCUUUUAAAAAUUCGCACCUUCCAAGCCAAAACAACUAGCAAAUUGAAAUUCUACUUAGAAGAGACUUCACCCUCGAAAUGUUAAAAGUUUCGUAAAAAUCGGCCGCAAGCCUGAAUUUUUCCACGUUACUAAAUACUAGUCUCAACUUUGUUUGUACGCAUUUGCGUUCUUUUCUUGAAAAAUUUGUAUCUUACAAACUAAAGCAAGUCACAACGUAAAAUUUGCAGCAUGAUUAGAAGACACUCGUUCCACGAGAUUCUGAAAGUUUCACAAAAAUCGCACAGAAGCCUGAAUUUUUGCCACCUUAGUAGAUAUCAGUCUCAAUUUUGUUUUUACGCGUUUGCGUCCCCUCCUUUAAAAAUUCGCACUUUCCAAACCAAAGCAAGUAGCAACUUGAAAUUUUCAACAUCAUUAGAAGAUACUUGACCCAAAAGAUUCCGGAAGUUUCACAAAAAUCUGCCAAAAGCCUGAAUUUUGCCACUUUGCAAACAUCAGUCCCAACUUGGUUUUUGCCCAUUUGCCUCCUUUAAAAAUUCGCACUUUCCAAACAAAAGCAAGUAGCAACUUGACAUUUUCAGCAUCAUUAGAAGACACCUGGCUCAAGAGAUUCUGAAAGUUUCACAAAAAUCUCCCAGAAGCCGGAAUUUUUGCCACCUCAAUAAAUAUCAGCCUCAAAUUUAUUUUCACUCGUUUGCGUUUUUCUUCAAAAAUUCGCACCUUCCAAGCAAAACAAAAGACUUGAAAUUUUCAGCAUCUCUAAAAUGCACUUGGCCCUACAGACGCUGAAUAAGGUUCAUAAACAAAGCCCAGAAGUGUGCAUUUUACCACCUUAGAAAAUAACUUGCUGUAAUCGAGAGAAAAUCCACAGGCUCAAAUUGAAAAAAUGCACUGAAAGCCGGCACUUUAUUGCCUAAAAUUUCAUAAAGACAAGCACAGCAUUCCGUUAAAUAUCAACUAUAUUCGGCGCGUCCAAUUCAUGUAGCAUCUGUUUGACGCGCCGACUAUAGUUUUGCUCACUUUUGACAGCCAAAAAACGAAAAUCGACGAAUCACUAAUUAUUUAUGAUCGCUCAAACACUACUUGCAUGUACGAUCCAAAUUCCUAUUGGGCUUAUUGUUUCGCUCAAUCUUUACUCAUAUUAAACGCUAUCACUUUCAAGGAUCUUACUGCAACACUGACAGGGUGUUUUGCAAAGUUAGCAAAAAAUCUGCAAGCUAGAUUUUUAAGUGUGUUAUUUGGGUUUUUAUCUAAUAUUAAUAAACACCCUGUAUUAUACCCGGGCUAAGAAAAUUUAAGUCCGCAAUAUUAACAAAAUAAUUCAGCAAUUGUGCAACUAUUACUAAUCCUCUCUUUCAACAUCUCAGUGAGCAGUUGUAAAUAUAUGAAAUUUUCACAACUAUUUACUUAACAAUUGAAUUGAACCUAAUGCAUUUGUGUGGUAGAUUGUUGUGCACACGUUAGACUCUCUGAAACUGUUGCAACUGACUUUCGGUUCAGUUUAGGUAGUUGUAGCCGUAAAUUUAUAGAAUAUAAGCAAAAAAUAAUUAUUGAAAUAGAAUAUUAUAUAUUGUUUCGUUGUUGUAAUUGUCUCUCUUAUUGUGUCCUGUAUGAUAUUUAUUGGAGACAAGGCCUCAAUAAAUUGCAUUUAAUUUCACUACCACAAAUUGCUGGGGUUCUUAGCCAGUAAUUGCGGUGAACGCGAAUAACGAAUUCUAUUCGAAGACAUCGAUUCAUAGAGAAAUCGAUUGGUCACCAGACACACUUAUUACUAUGUCACCCUAGUAAUAUAUACAUAUAUAUACUUUACUUGAUUAAUUUCAAUAUUAAUGUUUUAUUCAUUAUUAAAGUUACCAAGAAAAUACGGUGGAUCCAUACGUUCAUUUUAGUCAAAUAGCUGUAAGAUUAACACUGAUAUUUUUUACCCGCUAGAUUAAUGUAUAUAAAGGUCACAGACAAACUGGCAUAUUCUUGACUCAAAUAAAGGCGAUUGUGAACACAUGCGGUGCCAUUCAAGCUUGAUUUAUAUUAAAUUAAUUUGUUGCCAAAAACCCAUUCAACAUUGUAUAUGUAUGUCGAGUAAUUUCUAGUGCAACCCACCUCCUGUGCUAUUCAGUAUUAAGCAAAGUGGCAAACUAUGUCUAAUUUCCGAUUCUAAAAAACGAUAUUAUAAGAAAAAGCUUAAAAUCGUAAAAAUAAACCUUAUAUAAGAUUGAAUUUGUAAUUAAAAUUUAUAAAUAGGAACGUAGAUGUACUUUAAAAAAUAUUCAUGUGUUAGUGACGAUUCACCGGUAUUUUAAACAUCUAAAUAAUAUUAAAUAUUUUAAGAAUAAUCAGAGAUAUAAACUAUCUAUUUUGAUUGAGGAUUUUAUAAAUGAGCUCGCUCUGUAUAUUUUUAUGGUUCCCAACUGCGGCCUCGGAGUAUAAUUAAAUAAAAAUGUAAAAUCUUGAAAAAAAUCAAUAAAAAUAUCAGUAAUA
Molecule: messenger RNA, 6014 nt
Organism: Dendroctonus ponderosae (mountain pine beetle)
Lineage: Eukaryota; Metazoa; Arthropoda; Insecta; Coleoptera; Curculionidae
Product: terminal nucleotidyltransferase 5C
Exons: 7
Coding region: 215-1762 (515 amino acids)
Biological process (GO): mRNA stabilization
Molecular function (GO): poly(A) RNA polymerase activity; RNA binding
Source: RefSeq, a predicted model, not a curated record